Molecule: messenger RNA, 11011 nt
Organism: Bactrocera oleae (olive fruit fly)
Lineage: Eukaryota; Metazoa; Arthropoda; Insecta; Diptera; Tephritidae
Product: kinesin-like protein CG14535
Biological process (GO): microtubule-based movement
Molecular function (GO): ATP binding; microtubule binding; microtubule motor activity
Source: RefSeq, a predicted model, not a curated record
GUUGAUUCAGUUUGCCGCGGACUCUACAAUCGUUUGGUAAUUUGGUAAAAUUAGUAAAAGAGUUAGUGUUUGUGCGGCUAAAUCGUCAAUUUCGUUUAUGUAAGAACGCGUUUGCCGGUUAAAAUGCAGUGCAUUGUUUAUGUGUAAGAUAUGUAAGCGCGCUUGUGUUUUACGAGAAAUGAGUGCGUGACAAAAGCAUCUUAGCGCUGACGCUAAUGACAGCUGAGGCAAUUAGAGAUAUGGCGAAAUGGCAUAAGUGCAUAUGCAAAAACAAAUAAACAAAAGGAAUGGGAGCAUAAAUAAGAAUUUGCAUUUUCGUGGAUUUCACUGGAAGUGACUGAAGUAACUAAAUAUGUGUGCGUGUAUGUAGGUGCGGAAGGAAAAUAAAUGCUUAUUUGUAAUUAAAACGCGAGUGCGGGAUUAAACGUUAUUUUAGCGAAAGCGCGAACAUACAAAGCAAAUAUAUUUAAAAUAAGAAGAAAAAAGUGUUAAAUUUUUGUGGUUCAAAGAUAUUAAUUAAAUUUUGUGGAUAAAAUAAAAAAUCCAAAACUAAAUUAAAAUUAAAAUUAUCGUGUUUUAAAGUGUUUGAAUGCCAUGUAGGUACAUCGACUGUACACAAAUCAUAAUUAAAAUUAAAACAUGCUGACAGUAAAGUCCAAAACCAUAAAAUUACUUUCGCUUUUACCGCAUUUCGGCCACAAAGAUUGAUUUGUAGCGCUGUCAAAUAAAAGUUUGAAAAUAUAUUCUGAUAAAAGAAAUAUCAACUGACAUAUAUUGACUUAGCGCGCCGAUAAAUAAAUACAUACAGAGAUGUGUAUGUGCUCACUAAUAUAAAAAAGAAAAACCAAUAUUUAGACAAAAACUGAAGGCAAUGCACCAAAAUAUGGGUCAGUUUGAUAAGUUGACAAGACAAAUAAAAACAAUUGAAAAAAGUGGCGAAUAAGAAAAUUAAAUGAACAACUUUACUAAAGCAGUAAGUAUUUAUCUAUAUGUUUAUAGUCAUGCAGUUUCAAAACUUUGUGAAGUUUGAUGACGAUGACAAUCCAACUGCCAAAACACAAUAAAUGAUUAAACAUUUGGUAAACAAAAUUAAAAUUACAAAAGACUGUUAAAACAAGGAAAGAAUAAUUAAUAAAAAAUGAAAAAUAAUUAAAUUUUUUUUGGUGCGUGUUGGUAAUUAAUAAAUAUAUACUUAAUAUAUUGAAUAAAAAUAUAUCGUUACAAUUAACAGAGUGUGACAAAUGUGUAAUUAAUGUGUUUGAAAAAAACUGAAAUCAAAAUUAUAAUAUAUUUAUUGCGGAUAUUAAAGGCUUUUAAAAUUAUUACAAGUUGUCGUGAAGUAUUAAUUAGGCUCCCGAAAUACAAAAACGAUGCCAAUGAAUUCUAAGACAAGGCAUGUGGCACAAACACACACAUACUUAUGUACAUAGGAAUAUGGAAACGUGUGUUUAAUAAAUUAGAGCAACGGAGCAACAAUAUUUGGUGGGCGGCAGGCUGACUUUAUCACCUACAAUACAGUUAUCCAGUGAAUGAUCUUCUGGAUGUAUUUGAGCAGGUGUGAGAACUGAAGGCAAAUAUGUUGCAGCGUACAAAAUCGGCGAGAAAUCGUAAAAGUAGUGGCAGAUGCAGUGAUGGGGACUCAUCGGCGAAUGAGGCGCCAGUUUUCGCCUCUGUGCAUCGGGCCCGACACAAUGGGGCAGGCAGCAGCUCGGCUGUUAGACGUGAUGGCCCACUAAAGGCUGCAACUUGUGGUGGCCAUCAGCAACGUCAAAGCUAUCAUCAGUAUCAGCAGCAACGUAAAUUACAACACCAGAUUCAACAACAACAACAACAGCAGCAAUCAGUAGGCAAUGAAAAUUCGAGUGCCUCACAAAAACUAGCCAAAACGACGCGCAAUUGGAACGACACACAGCAACAACAACAAUCGCAACAACCGAGUACCGUUGACACUGCAACGAAGCAAUCAAUUGCGGUGUCAAUGCCGCAAUCAUUGGUGGCUGCCACUGCAGCGAACCAUGGCCGGCCGGCAAUGCAACAAAUCAAUACAAAUGGUGGUACACAACGCGAUGCAUCGCCAACGAAGACGAGUCGUAUACCCUUACAACAACAGCAACUCAACCAAGUGCAACCAAAUUUUAAUCAAAUAUCCAAAACCGCUACAAAUCUAUUGAAUGAUAUUUACGAGCGGCAUCUCUUGAAUCAGACGACGUUCCAGGCCGAGCAUAGCCAAGACCGACCGCAACAGUCACAACAGCAGCAACAACAACCAAAUAAGCUGCAGCUGCAGCAACAGCCACAAUCACAGCCGAGGCAUCACCUGCAGCAGCAACGUUUCUUGGCUGCACGUCAGGUGGGUCCAGAGGUGGAGCUUAAUUUUGCUAGUUCCUCGACACAACAACAACAGCAAAGAAAUCAACAACAGCAGCAUGCACAGCAAUCGCCACGCCAUUUUCUGUCUUUCGGCAAUCAACAGGCACAACAACAUUCAACGCACUUUACUGCCAGCGCCCAGGAAGGUGGCAACUCCGCGCUGGCAACAUUUGUACCUAUACACGGGAGUAACAAGCAACAUGUUGCACAAAAGCCAGUGCACUUCUUAAAGUUGCCACCACCACCACCGUUGGCCGCGCCACCUACCAACGCGCUUGGACAAACAGUGUCAGAGCCACCAAACGAGCUUGGCUCUUACACAUCUUAUCAGCAACAUUUCCAAUUCUCCGAUGCAUAUGUUGAGCCUGUAGAUAGCUGUAAACAUUUCCUCUUGCAAUCUGAUGCGGCCAGGACGGCCAAUCCACCGCCUCCACCCGCGCCACUUAAUCACGUCUACGAGACGAUUAAGGAGCGACCACCGAUGCCGCCGCCAAAGAAUGUGAAAACUGCGAACUUCGAAGGCGGGAUUGUUGGCGAGGACGAAGCACCACCACUACCACCAUCGCGGCAGUUGAAAAAGCGUUUGGUGGCCGCCGCCGCGAAGGUCGGUAGCAAUAAACGUACUACAACAACAGCAAAUACGAAUGGUAGUCAAAGCAAAAUUGAUGCAGGUCAGUUGGCCUGCAAUGGCAAGCUCAACAGCAAAUUAUUGCCCAUGCAACCGCCCGCAUACGUGGCGCCACCAGCUGCGGGUUCGGCAAAACAAGCAGUACCAAAGCAGCAACCGCAGCAGCAGCAGUAUAAUCCGCAACAACGCACGAAGGCGGACGGCGAGCAACGUCCUUACCUUUAUCAGCAAUUGCGCGAGCGACAACAGCAGCAACAACAGCAAGCGUCUGCAUUAAAGGCAACUGCUCAGCGUCAGCCUCAACACCACCUACAACAACAACCACAACAACAACACCAACGUUCCAACCAAACACAAGUGCGGGAGCAUCCUUUGGGCGCCCAUGCAGACCAACACGGCGCACAAAAGCUGCAGUCUCAGCAACAAAAACAACAACAAUUUACUAAUAUCAACAACAGUCAACAAAAGCCGGUUGAAAAUAUGAUUACCCAAUCUGCAGUCGCUUUAACCACCACAAAAGCAACGGUGCAUGCUACCAACAUACCGUUCGCAACGCUGACUAACACAGCCAACUCAAACUCCACCUCCGCGGCGUCCAUUGAUGUUUCCGAUAGCUCGGUGGAGUUGUUGUUACAACAAGCCGGUUUGUUACAUUCGCAUGCAACCUCAUUAACGGCACAUAGCGGCGGCGGCGCCGACAAAGCUCCACAAACCGCUUAUAAUAAUAAUGCCAACCAUACUGGCGGCAUUGGCAACAACAACAGCAGUAACAUAUCCAAUUUGCAUCCCACGCGUCCAACUGCAUUGCCAAUCGUUUUCGAGGAGGAUACCGGUGAGUUUCAGGACGUGCUUGUUCUCGAAGAGGACGGCACGGCUAAACUACCGUAUCGACACGGCAAGAUCGAGGUGCGUUUGGAGACAGCGCAGGCGAUGGCCGCGGCUGCUUAUUAUGCCAGAGCCGCACAAAAACUCGCACAAACUCACAAUUCGACAAAAAGUCGCACCGCCGAACUGCCAAACGCCAGCGCACGAAAUGGUGGCUUUUGUGGGGCGCUACAGCGUGCGCCACCGCCCAUGCCACCGGGUUUGGCGCGUCGACUUGCGAACAAGGAAAACUACGGUAUCGGCAAGGUUAAGGUGAUGUUGCGUGUCUCGGACGCACACACGGACACGGAACACCCGCACUUUAUGGCGGUCGAUAAGAAGAAACGUCAAGUGACGCUGACAGAUCCGUCGGCAGCGAGCGCGCUCGCGUCUUCGACGUCGCAGGAGCGCGGUCCCAUGGUAGCCGCGCCGAAAAUGUUCGCCUUCGAUAGCCUAUUCACGGCUGAGGAUCAACAGUCCGAUCUCUGUGCUUCCGCUUUGUCUGAGGUGAUACCCGCCGUAUUGGAAGGUUCAGACGGCUGUCUACUCACGAUUGGUUAUCCGAAUUCCGGUCAACCGAAAACCAUGUUGGGUGGCGUGAACCCGCCCACUGAAUUAGGUGCUAUUCCUUGCGCCAUUUCGUGGCUGUACAAGGGCAUUAAUGAGCGGCGUCAGAAGAGUGGCGCGCGCUUUUCGGUGCGCGUCAGUGCGCUGGGUGUCAGCGCCACGAAACCGGACUCGAGCUCGAAGGACUUGUUGGCGGCGCAUGCGACUGAAUCCGAUGACUCUCCGGGCGUGUAUUUACGUGAUGACUUUCUUGGCGGACCCACCGAAUUGCGUGCGCCCACCGCCGAACGUGCCGCAUUGUUCCUAGACGCCGCACUCGCCGGACGACCACAAGGCGGCCUGGAGCCGGCCAUGAUAUUCACACUGCACGUCUACCAGUACAGCUUGUCACGCAAAGGCGGAGUGGCCGGAGGACGCAGUCGUUUGCAUCUCAUCGAUAUGGGUGGUUGCGCCAACCGCAAUGGUGGACUGCCGCUCUCCGGCAUCGGCAACAUACUGCUGGCGAUAUUGAGUGGACAACGGCAUCCGCCGAAUAAGGACCAUCCAUUGACGCCGCUGUUGAAAGAUUGUCUGGCGCCGUUGACGUGUCAUGUCGCCAUAAUGGCGCACGUGAUGCACACACAGUCGCAUACGGAUGCUUUGACAACGAUACAAUUGGCUUCACGCAUACAUCGCAUGCGUCGACGUAAGCACCGUUUUCCGAUGCCAAGUGACAAGACCGGUGUGGGCGGCUUGGCGGCCGGCGUUAAUGGAGGUCAUCAAUCGACUGGCUCUUCGGCUGGCUCUGGCGCAGAUCCAUCCAGCUCUGAGCUAUCGGCCGAUACAGUAAUCUACAUGGGACCCAGCGACGAUGCGACGGAUGGCGAACAUCCGCCGGUUUAUUUGCCCUCGCUCAGCAGCGGCGAUAACCGUUGUGUGAUGAGCAAAGCGCUAAAAGGUAGUGGCUUAGAGAAACAACAGCAGUCGCCGGCGAAAAGUGCAGCGGGUACAUUGAAGAAGACAGCGGCACAGAAAGUCCCACAAAGUCCCACCAUCAAUGCGUCCAGUCGUAAUGGCAGUCUGAAGCGAGGCCACGUCAAUAGUCCCACACCAGCGCAGCAACAACAGCAGGCGCCUCAAGCGGCUACUGCAAAUGUUGAUCAACAGCAACAAUUCUUUUCACCCGUGCACAGCACGAAAUCGCUAACGCAUUCAGCCUCCUCACCGAAAAUAGUUGCGGGCAGUUUACGACACCCCGGCAUGGCUGGUAUGAUGUGCUCGAAAGGCUCGAAUGUGCCAUCGCCUAAAGGUUCGCCGCUACGACGUCCCGGUGUGGGUGGUGGCGCCAGUGUUGCCGCCGUCGCCGCUGAUGUGCUAGACUGCCCUGGCAGUCCGAUGCGCAAAAUAAGCGAGGAACAAUGGAUUGAUGGACCGCGUGUAUCGCGCGCCAAAGUGGCUGAAGCGCGUCACUUGAUGCGUGAGGUGAAUCAUGUGAAACAAUGUGAGACAUGGAUCGAUGGUCCUAAGUCGCAGUCUGCCCGUUCACUUACCGCCGGCAAUCUGCCUACAGCACCGUCACAAGUGCAAGGCUACGGCUUCAUGGAUUCGCACAAGAAGUCUAUGAUACGACAAUGGGUGGAGAAUCAGACAUCGCAGGUCUUCCAAACCACAUCGGCGGCCUCAUCGCCUACACAUGGCGCUGGCAAUGCGGCUCAUCGCGACCAGCAGGCACAACAUCUGCGCAACAUAACAUACCACAUGUCACAGCUGAAGCAGAAAUCACUCGAUGCACCGGAGGAUUUGUACGCGACGAGCACAAGACAAUUGCAACACCAACAGCACAGCGUACAGCAUCCGCAAUUGCAGCAACAACAGUCGCUACCGCUGGAACAACAGUUUAUUUUGUGUGCCAGUGAGGCUGAGUUGGCGCAAGCCAUUGCCAUGGGUCUUUCCACAGCAGUGAGCACAACGAAUGCCUCAGCGCCGGCGGAGAUACGCGGCUCGAAGGCUCUGUACCAUCAACGACAGUCCAGCGCCACCGGCUCGCUCGGGCUUACACAGACAACACCAAAAGAAGAGACUGAUUUACAUUCGACGCACUCGCACACCGGUUAUGGCACCAUUUCACAGCAAGUAUACGCUCACGGCAUCGCCGCGGCAUCUGAGCAUGGUGUUGUUGUGGGUGGUCAACAAGGCGAUCGGCAAGCAGAUUGUGAUGAAGACCAAGACAGUGGUCCAUCGGAGGUGCCGCCCGCCCUGCCGCUCAUCGAACCGUUAGGUUCGCGUGAAAUUUCACACGAAAGUCUACACCGCAUACUGUCGCGACAUGUGUCACGCGAAUCGCUUUACCAACAGCAACAACAACGCGAACAGCAACAGGAACUACGUCGCCACGAGGAGUUGCAACAAAAUGCGCCCUCGAGGCAAUCUUCGCAUCAUUUCUCGCAACACAGCAUGGGCAUGUCCGAUUGUGGACUGCAAGUGACAGAGGAGGAGAUAGCGCGCACAAUGGGCGGCGAACAUCCACUGGCCGCGCUCAGUCACGUUGACAAUAUGUCCAUUGUGUCGAGCUUCAACAUGGCCGGCGAUGCGUUUAGCGAUUGUGCGAUGGGUGAAAGAACGAGGAACCAAUUCGAUCAAUUAGCGCGUUUACGUGAGAUCUUCACCUCACAGCUGGCCAUGGCCGAAGUAACGCCAGUCUUCCGCAGCUGCGAUGUGGGUAGCGUUUACAGUGAGCCUGCGUAUCGCUUCAACACGGGACCGGGUAGUGUGUGUAGUGAACCGCCAUAUAGACCACCAAGCCCGAGACAACCUUCGCGCAGUCCCAGCCAAGGCAGUUUGCCCAGCCUAAAUGGCAUCAUGCAAAUCGCAGGCAUGGAACAAUAUGCUUCGCUGCGUCAUCCUGACGGUGCUUCCGAUCCGAAUCUGCCCAAAGUUGAGAAGCCUUUUGUGUUGGAACAUGAGGACAUCUGUGAAGUAGAUGAAAAGUCCGCGUUACUAUCACCCUCCAAAAGACCUUCAUUGGAAAAGGAACAUCUUCCCGGCGUUGGUGGUGCCACAGUGCCCACGUCUUCACAAACUCAAUUACCAUUGCUGCCAUUGAAUACCUCUUGCGAGGCUUACGACAGUGGGCAUGAUUCGUCAACACCACGCACCUCCAAGCAUUCAGGCAUUUCGCGACGUGCCGAAAGCGGCUACCAUAGUGUGGCGACGGCGAGAGAUAGUGAUGAGAGCAGCUUUACGUCGGGACUCUCCAAAGAACAUCACAAUCGCAUAACAAUGGUGAAGAAGAAGCGACAGGAUAAGGGCCUGUGUAAUUGGCUGAUGAAUCCAUUCACCUGCACCUAUCCGGAGACUGAAGGCGAGAUAAGCGACUUUUGAAGAGCGCAGUAAACGGAAGUGAAAGGGAGAGCGUGCCAGUCAGAGGAACUCGAAUUUAUAACGAAGGUAAAUAGAAAACAGUUAUUGUGGUAGCGAGUAGAUGUGGUUAAGAGAAGAAUUAGUAAAUAAGUGCGGCAAACCCACCAAACAAUUUUUGCGCGCCGUUAGAAACAAUAACACGAAAGCAUGCCAAAUUUUUACUUUAAUAUAAUAAUAUAUUAGUGUUUAUUUCUUUUUCGAAAUAACUAAAGCCAAUGUUUUUAUGUGGCAGUUGAAACGGCGACUGAUUGUUUUUUAAUGGAAAUUUUUAUUGAGCAUAUGAAAAAAGAAGAUUUUUAGCUUAAAAGUAUUUAGUAAAAAAACAAAAAAAAACUCCAAACUUUACAUCAUUCGUAAAGUAAAAGCUUAAGUUUCAUACAUAUAAGAUAAAUGUAUUUUAUAGUGAAAGCUUUUAAACAACAUGAAAGCUUAAGUAACAUGGAACAGUGAGAGUUUAUACGACAUGCGUUGAAAGCUUUUUAAGGGUUACCUAAACAUAUUUUAAAGUCUUACAAUAUUUGGAAGCGUUAGCGUAAAAUAAAAGCUUAAAAGCCAGUGAUGAAAGCUUCUUGAAAUAAGUUUGCGUUGAAAGCUUACUUUUAAUAUGUAAUAUCCGGUUAUUAUUAUAUUAUUACAUCUUUUUACAAUGGUUGUUUUUUUAUAAACUUCAAAAUAAUCCACAUCGUCCACAAAGCUUUCGUAUAGAAAAUAAUGUUUUCUCGCAAAAGCUUCACUUUAACGUAAAUUCUUUAACAAAAAAAUUUUUAGAGACAGUCCUUAAUGCAAAUACACAUUUAAUUAGCGUUUUUUAUAUGGAAGUUACCAAAGUAAAAAAUUCUGUGAAAGCUUUAUGUUUAUGAUUGAACAAUUUCAUUAAACAUCGAAAACUUCCACUCACCACACUUAUAAACAGUUUUCUAGCUGUAUUUCAAAUUUAAAUUGAAUUUAUAAAGCUUUCAAAACACACACGACGCAGUGAUGAAAGCUUUCAUGUUUUUUUAAUUUGUAAUAAAUUCAAAUGAAAAGCACAUCUGCCAGUUACGGUAAACUUAACUAAUUCCGCUUAAAAAUACCUAAGGUUUAUAUCUUAAACACUUUGGCCUAAAAGCUUAUUUGAAGUGAAAGCUAUCAGCUUUGCAAAGCAUUGCUAUGACCACGAAAGCUUUCUAAAAAAUACUUUCAACUUUGUUAAAAUGUAAUUGUAAAAUAUUUUGUACAGUUUACACAUACACUACUCGUCUGCUACUAAAGCUCUUGCCUAACUGUCGCGCUACUGUAAAAAAUAUAAAUUUAGACAAAUAUAUAAUUCUCAACAGUUGCAUUUAUGUUUGCUGCCUAACCUCAACACUUUGUGCAUUCAUUUAAGAAAAAUAGCGUAUUUUAUAAAAAGAGCUUUUUGAGAGCUUUUAUUAUUUUUGGUUAGUUUUUGUUGCUCGAAAGCGUUUGUUAAAUACUUUUUAACAAUUGCUUAUGCAAAAAUCUUCUUUUAACUAGUGUCUAGUUAUCUUUGCUAAAUCCUCAACAACAACAACCAGUAAAUAAAAUAAAAUAUUAAAUAAAUAAGUUUCUUAUUUAAAAUUGUUAAUACAUUUAGCUAAAUUUAAGUGUAAACGAGUGCUUUUGUUAGGAAAAAAGCGUAAAUCGAAGAAAGCUACAAACUAUAAAUAUUAAGUACAUACUAAAUAGAAAUUUUGUUGCCAGUUUUGCCUAUUUAAACUAUGUUAAAAUUUUGAAAUGUUUAUCCGAAACUAACUCAACUGAUAUGAAUAUACAAUGUAACUAAUGAAAUGAGCAAGUAUAUAGAAAUGCAUUUAUGUAAUAUUCGAUAUAUAUAAUAUUAACUACAUGCAUACAUACAUAUAAAUAUAUACAUACAUAUAUAUAAUUGCUAUUAUUAUUAUAAUAAAUAAAAUUUAUUACAAAACCUACAAGUGCAUAAAAUAUAUAAAAUGAGUAAAUAAAUAAAAUUUACCUAAAGUAUAUGCAAGCAAAUCGGUGUAAAUGUAUGUAUGUGUGUGUGAGGAGGAAAUAUAUAAGAAUUUUGAAAAUAAUACAAUAAGAAAAAUUUUAAGAAAAACAUUACUUUGGCUAAAAAGUUAUAAUCAAUUUAAAAGAAAAUUCAAAAGUUUGUUUAAAAAAAUUAACCUUUAGAGGUUAGAACUUCGCAAACACAAAAAAAUCACCAAAGCUUUAAGCGAUUUAUUUUUUUGAUUAUUAUUUUCUCUUUAAAAUUUUAUAAUUAAAAUAAUCCAAAAAAUAUUUUAAAUUUUCAAAAUUGUGUUAUGAGGAAAAAAUAUCAAAAUUUUGAAAAUAGUAAAAAAAUUGGAGAAAAUUUAAAUUUAACUUUGGCAGAAAAAUUAUAAAUUAUAAAAAUUUUCAAAAUUUCAGAAUUUUGAAAAUAAAACAAUGAAAUUCUAAAAUUUUGAAAUUUAUGCAAAAGAAUUUAAGAAAAAUUAAGUUUUACUGCGGCUAAAACAUUAUAAGUUUCAAAAAUCUUCAAUAUUUUAUUAAAAAAAAAAUUCAACCCUAACCUCUAAAAAUACGCAAAAAAAUCACCAAAGCUUUAACGAUUUAAUUUUUGACUAUUCUUUCAAAUGUUAAAAUUUAAUGAAAUACCAUAACAAUUCUAAAAAUUGUACAACGAGGAAAAAUUUUAGAAUUUUGAAAACAUUGUAAAAAAGUUUAAGCAAAAUUGAAUUUUAUCUUGGCUAAAAAGUUAUAUAUUUAAAACAGUUUAAAUCAACCUCAAAAAUACGCAAACACCAAAAAUCAACAAAGCUUCGAAUAAUUUUUUUUUAACUAUUCUUCUUAUUAAAAUUUUACAAUUAAAUUAAAAUAAUCCCAAAUAAUUCUAAACAUUUUCAAAAUAAAAUUUAACUUUUAUUUUUGGUGAGCUAAAAUUUAAAGAAAUCUGGUUAUAACAACACACACACACAUACAUAUUUUAUUGUUUAUAUUAGCAUAUAUAAAUAAAUAUUGUAUUAAAUACCCGUACAUAUGCAUGUAUGUAAAUAAAUUUAUAAUAAUAAUAAUACUAAUUAUUUAAAAUAAUAAAUAAUUAAAAUUUAUUAUUAAAGCAGCAAGAAAAUUUGCAAUUAAAAAUUAUACUAACGAAAUAACUAUUGUCACAAACUAAGAGAGCGAACUGUGGAAAUAAAAACAAAAAUAAAUACUUUUUUAAAC